AACGCAACACUAAAACGUGAUAAAGAAAUUUCCACCCAUCUUUUUUGGCGCUAGUAGAAAUGGAAGGCUCACACUGGCACGCAAAGGCGGAAAUUCAACCGUUAAAUAACAGUCGCCCACCAAUCACACAAGGAAUGUGAAAUAUCUCACUCUCUCUCUUUCCCAUUCCACCUAAAUCGCUUGAUUUUUGCAAUAUCUGCGCCCUCAUGGACUCGAUUCCGCUCGCUGCCGGUCUCCACGCCGUCGUUCCACGUCCGGAUGUAGUCUCAACCGUUCAUGGCCACAGUUUACCCUGCGCCCUAGCGCACUGCAGCAGCUCCUUCCGCGCGCCCGCCUCUGCAAGUAGUUCCGCCCGGCGGAGUCAGUUUUCAAAGUUUCGGCGGCUGGAUGCUUUUUCAUUCGCCUCCAACGGUUCCACCAGUUCCGUUCCCACUCGAGAAGGGGUCUAUACCGUUGGUGAUUUUAUGACAGGGAAAGAGCAUUUGCAUGCGGUGAAACCUACAACUACUAUUGAUGAAGCUCUGGAUAUCCUUGUUGAGAAACGAAUCACUGGAUUUCCUGUGAUUGAUGAUGACUGGAAGUUGGUUGGUGUUGUUUCUGACUAUGAUCUAUUGGCAUUGGACUCCAUCUCAGGUGGUGGACAACAGGAAAUACCUAUAUUCCCGGAUGUUGAUAGCUCCUGGAAAACAUUCAAUGAAAUCCAGAAGUUACUCAGUAAAACUAAUGGGAAGGUUAUCAGUGACGUUAUGACCCUUGCUCCCCUUGUCGUCCGUGAAAAUACCAAUCUUGAGGAUGCUGUGAGGAUAUUGCUUGUAACAAAAUUCCGGCGGCUACCGGUUGUUGAUGGUGAAGGAAGGCUGGUUGGGAUUAUUACGAGGGGCAACAUUGUGAGAGCUGCUCUUCAGAUAAAGCAAGCUGGUGAUGAAUUGUGAUUGUUGUCCAAAUUAGUGACCUUAAGGUUAUACUGGAUACAUGAUUCUCCAGUUAUUCUGUUGCCGAUGCCACUACAUCAAUUUGUGGAAUAUCGACACACUGCAACCUUCUACUGAUAUUUGGCAGUCACGACUGCGUAGGUAAGCGAGAAGGUGUCAAUUAUAUUGACAAGCACUCCAUUCUGAUGAAACAUCUUCAUAUAAGUUGUAGUUAUGUUUGUAUUUUUCGGCAUUCGUUAGAUUACAGAACUGUAGUUAUGAUUAAAGGUGGACAUGGAUAAUGUGAUUUAUCUCUCAUGGCCCCUAAUGCCUUACGCCAUGAACAAAUAUGUGAUAUAUCUAAGAUUUAUAGUCAUUUCGAUGAA
Messenger RNA from Salvia splendens (bonfire salvia), 1297 nucleotides. Its product is annotated as CBS domain-containing protein CBSX1, chloroplastic. The record is from RefSeq and is a predicted model, not a curated record. The transcript is spliced from 8 exons. NCBI's taxonomy places the organism in Eukaryota, Viridiplantae, Streptophyta, Magnoliopsida, Lamiales, Lamiaceae. The coding region runs from base 207 to 932 and encodes 241 amino acids.